GUCCCCAGAGUCAGCGGCUGCAGCAAGACAGUCUGUCAGACAGUGCCUUGUGCUAAGAAGGGGCCAGAGGCUCCCCUCACCCAGCCACGGGCACCCGGCCUGCCUGGAGAGGUAGCAGGGAAACCAGAAGCACUUCCUGACCAUGGCUCUGUCUGCCCAGGGCUGGUGAAGAGUGGGCUGCUCUGUCUUCUAGAGUGGUUGGCCCCACCUGGCCACAGAGCCCAAGACAAGGACCUCCAGGAGGACCUCUUCCCUAUUGCCUGUUCCAGGAGGGCAGACUAUGCUGAUCUUGCUCACUCCAUGAGCCCAGAAGAAGGCCCGACACACAGCAGGAGUCUGCCCAGGAGGUUCAUGAGCCCUGGCAUCCCAGAAUCUGAAUCCUUCCUCAGCGACAGUGGCUCUUCACCCUUCUAAGUGCACAGGAGGAAGCCCAGCUCAUUCUGGGUGCACUUCCAGCUGAGGAAAUAAGGAGGAGGAAUUCCUGAAGCCCUGAACAAGUGCCUGGGAUGGAUCCAAACUCCAUCUUGCUUUCUCCUCAGCCCCAGAUCUGCUCCCACCUAGCAGAUGCUUGUAUGGAAGGCAAGAGAAGCUCAUCCCCUCCAGAGCUGGAUAGAGACUCCCUGUUGCCCUGGAAUCAGGUCCCCAGCUCCAGCCCUACAGACCCCGAAUGGUUUGGUGAUGAGCACAUCCAGGCGAAGAGGGCCAGAGUGGAGACCAUCGUCCGAGGCAUGUGUCUCUCCCCGAAUCCUCUGGUGCCAGGCAGAGUGCAAGCUGGGGACAGCCCACGCUGCCCAGAGAAGGCCCGAGGGAGGAAGAGGAAGCAGAGCCUUCCCACACAGCAAGGCCUCCUGAUGCCAGCCGCUGCCCGGGACCAGGGCAACAGGAAGGGGGGCCCUCGUGUAAGAGAACAACUUCACCUGCUGAAGCAACAGCUAAGACAUCUGCAAGAGCACAUCCUACAGGCUGCCAAGCCCAGGGACACAGCUCAGGGGCCAGGAGGCUGUGGCACGGGGAAAGGCCCUCUGAGUGCAAAGCAGGGGAAUGGCUGUGGGCCUCGCCCCUGGGCUGUGGACAGUGACCACCAGCAAGGUUCCAGCGAGGACCUCUCUGGGGCAGAAAAACACCAAGAGUCUGAGGAGCCCAGGUUCCUUCCUUCUGGAGCACCAGCUUCGCUGGAGAUUCUGAGGAAAGAGCUGACCAGGGCAGUGUCCCAGGCUGUGGACUCAGUAUUACAAAAGGUACUAUUGGAUCCACCAGGCCGCCUGACUCAGCUGGACAGAAGCUUCCAGGGGCGGCUGCCAGAGGGUAGAAGCGAGCCCUCACCUCCUGUGGGAGGGGCCUGUAAAGAUCCACUUGCUUUGGCUUCCUUGCCCAGGAGGGUCCAGCUACAAGCUGGGGUCCCAUUAGGAAACUUAUCACUGGCCAAGCCUCUAGAUUCUCCUAGGUACCCCAUCCCUCCAAGAAUGAUCCCCAAACCCUGUCAGGAUCCCCCAGCAAACUGUCCCUUGACUGCACCUUCCCACAUCCAGGAAAGUCAGAUUCUUAGCCAGCUACUGGGUCAUGGAUGCAACAAUGACCAUUGGAGUAGCAGUCCUCCCCAGGACUCAUCUUCCCAGAGGCACCCCUCCUCAGAGCCUGCCCUACAACCUUGGAGAACUACUAAACCGCAACCAUUGGUCCUGAGCCAGCAUCAGUGUCCCCUGCCUUUCACCUCUGCCCAUCUGGAAAGUCUACCCCUUCUUCCCUCGGUGAAGAUGGAACAGAGAGGCCUGCAUGCUGUCACGGAGGCACUGCCUUUCUCUUCGGUCCACAUCCAGGAGGGUCUAAACCCUGGUCACUUGAAGAAGGCCAAACUAAUGUUUUUCUUCACACGAUAUCCCAGCUCCAACCUCCUGAAGGCUUAUUUUCCUGAUGUUCAGUUCAACCGCUGCAUUACCUCCCAGAUGAUCAAGUGGUUCAGCAACUUUCGUGAGUUUUAUUACAUCCAAAUGGAAAAAUCUGCCCGGCAAGCAAUUUCAGAUGGUGUCACAAAUCCCAAAAUGCUGGUGGUUCUCCGCAAUUCAGAACUUUUUCGAGCUCUCAAUAUGCACUAUAACAAGGGAAAUGACUUUGAGGUUCCAGAUUGCUUCUUGGAAAUUGCCAGCUUGACGUUACAGGAGUUCUUCAGGGCUGUCUCCGCAGGGAGAGACUCAGAUCCUUCCUGGAAGAAACCCAUUUAUAAAAUUAUUUCGAAACUGGACAGUGACAUCCCAGAGAUAUUCAAAUCUUCCAGCUAUCCCCAGUAGCUGUUUCGGAGUUAAGAUCCCACAACGUGAGGAGUGACUGGCUAGGGUUUCCUGGGUUUGUCUUAAAAGGCAAUUUAGUUGUAGUCAUACAAAAAGGGCACAAGGAAAUCUACUCUACCAAAAUAGGCACUAUUACCAUUUUGAUCAUUUAUUUCCCUUUCCAGAAUCAUCAGAAAUUUAACUAUAAAAUGUACUAACUAUAUUGGUGUAUUGGUAGUAUAUUGUAAAAGGAACACAAGUUUCCAAUCAGAAGACUUGAAGCUCAACUCCAUUGUUUCCAGGUGUUGUGACCCUGGGACCUUCCUGGUAUCUCUGUAUCUGUAAAAUGAGGU
Messenger RNA from Symphalangus syndactylus (siamang), 2617 nucleotides. RefSeq names its product prospero homeobox 2 (gene PROX2). NCBI's taxonomy places the organism in Eukaryota, Metazoa, Chordata, Mammalia, Primates, Hylobatidae. Gene Ontology annotation, molecular function: RNA polymerase II cis-regulatory region sequence-specific DNA binding; DNA-binding transcription factor activity, RNA polymerase II-specific. Gene Ontology annotation, biological process: regulation of transcription by RNA polymerase II. Gene Ontology annotation, cellular component: nucleus. The record is from RefSeq and is a predicted model, not a curated record.